Triplophysa dalaica is the source of this 1772-nucleotide messenger RNA. RefSeq lists its product as uncharacterized. The record is from RefSeq and is a predicted model, not a curated record. Bases 395 to 1534 code for a protein of 379 amino acids. Lineage: Eukaryota; Metazoa; Chordata; Actinopteri; Cypriniformes; Nemacheilidae. Gene Ontology annotation, biological process: cellular response to lipopolysaccharide; immune response; positive regulation of T cell proliferation. Gene Ontology annotation, cellular component: external side of plasma membrane. The transcript is spliced from 14 exons.
GUGGGUUUAAGCCAGUAUUGAUGGGCUACUUCUUUUGGGUACAAGUUGCAUUCUGUAUUCUCCACGCAGUUCACUUGUAAUCCUGUAAGGACUGUGGUGCAUCUUUAAGCAUGUACUUUUAUUUAACCAGAACAAAAAUUAUUCAUCAGUAAAGAAUAAUUAAACCACAAAGACGCAUGUGCUGUGCCCUGACUCAGACACAUAUACACCAGAAAACAGUAACCACUUCUCUUCCUGUUUCAUCUCAACUCAGAAACGGUAGGGCUCAUGUAAGACAAUGUGAGAGUCAUCAGCGCAUAUUACAUGUGCUUUAUCAAAACAGAAAAAUAGGAACCGUGGGAUAGUUUGAAACUUAAAGCGGACGCACGCGUGAUUCUCACACCGACAGCAGAAAAUGAAGCAUUUCGUCUUAAUGUGUCUUCUGUUCUUCAUUCACACAUCUCAGAGCCAAAUACACCAUCAGAGUUCCACUGAGGGAGCUGAUGUCUUUCUCAUCUGUAAACAUGAAGGGAAAGUGCAGUGGAGUAAAGGCAGAGAUGGAAAUAGAAAAGAAAUCCUCACUGCAGAAAGCAAGGAGGAGAUAAAAAAACACAGUGCAGAUCCUCAUAACCGUUAUAGUGUUCUUGAUGAUUUAUCACUCCACAUCAAGAAUGUUUCUCUGUCAGAUUCUGGAAUUUACUACUGUAAUGCAACAGCAACUGUGAAUCUGACAGUAACAGCAUCAGAUUUUUCAAAGCUAACUGCGUCCAGCAACAGUUCAACAGAAGCCACCACACCACCACCAGAGACCACCAGUGUAUCUGAAACCAGCAAUACUAACCACACAGAUCAACCCAAGUUAACAGAAGUUAAAGAGUUAUGCUGUAUUUUUCCAGCAACGCCUACAUCAGAUAACAUCAGUGUGACUACUUCCAGUUCUCAACUUAACACCACAGUCAGCUCAACAACAGAUUUGAGCAAAACAAGCGCAAGAUCAAGCACGAGAACUGAAGAAACCAACAAAAGAAAAACUAUUUUAUCAGCCACGUUGACCACCUCCAGAGCCACCACAUCGACAACAGAUUUGAGCCCAACAAGCAAAAGAUCAAGCACGAGAAAUGAAGAAACAAAAACAAAAACUACAGCAUCAGCCACGUCGACCAACUCCACAGCCAACUCAAUGCCAUCAAAAGAAUCUUUUUCAGUGUCCAUUAAGAUUGCUAUGGCGUUGUCAGGAGGUGUUGUUUUUGUAGUACUGGUGCUCUUGCGAUGGGCAUGGAUCAAAAGAAAAGCCGCACUUUCUAACAAGAAGGAGAAUAUCUACGAGACUGUAGAGGACAGUGAUUUUACUGCACAACCUGUUCCAUCGCAAAAACCAAAUGACGCCAUCUAUUACUUGGCUGGAGAUCCUGACAUAGUUAAACUUGGUCAAAUAAAAGAGACGGAUGAUCACACAUACACUUUGAUAUCACAGUCGGAGGAGAAUAUCACUGAGCAAGAAGAAGGUGUGCCUUUGUACUCUACCAUCGAAGUGGACACCAUUAACCAACCAUGAUUUUGGAGAAUAAAUUCAAAGAGCGAAUAUGAAUGUAUUGAAAUUUAGAACUGUGUUAAUAUUUUAUUUCAGUGAAAAAAGAGUUUACACUAACAUUGUUUGAUUUGAAAUGGUGUGUGUCAUAGAUUUAUGAAAAUAUAUCGUAGCUGUUUUCAGCUUCAGUUUUUUAUAUAUUAGUGGAUUUAUACUUUGAAAUGUGCUACUGCUUAAACUUAAUGCAAUUACAGUUUAUUCCUCA